Messenger RNA from Lactuca saligna, 501 nucleotides. Lineage: Eukaryota; Viridiplantae; Streptophyta; Magnoliopsida; Asterales; Asteraceae. The record is from the annotation of a GenBank genome assembly.
AUGGUGUGGAUUAAUCUGGUCCCUUCUAAAGUGGGGUGUUUUGUGUGGCGUGCUUGUUUAAAUCGCAUUCUAACUUUGGUGGUCCUUGCUAAGAGGAGAUUAAAUGUGCCGAGCACAUCUUGUCAAUUAUGCAACAAUGGUGAUGACGAUACUAAUCAUGUUCUAGUGAAGUGUCCGUCCUUGAAAACCGCUUUGGACUGGAUUUUUAGAUGGUGCGAUAUCCAGGUGCAACAUUUCAAUUCGGUCACCAAGUUGGUGAGUUUUGCUAUCCAAUGGGGUCAGUGCCCUAAAAAACGUAAAAUUCUCCUUGCUAUCAUAUACAGUUUCCUUUGGUUCGGUUGGAAGGCUAGGAAUGAUAAGAUUUUCAAUAAUUUGAAGAUCUCGUCAAUGGUUUUGGCGGAUAAUACUAUCAAUUUGUUGUUUAAUUGGGUGAAUCAUAGGGGUACAUUUGAAAAUUGUAAAUGGGUAGUUUGUAGUUGUAACCUCUUCCGCAUUUUGUAA